AUGCCCAAAGCCCCCAAGGCCCCUGCGAAGCCCAAGCACGACCCACUUCACGUCCAGCUCGGCGAAGACGAGGUGCACGCAAAAUACGGCCGCGUCUCCCAGCCAGGCCGCCGCCGAAAAUCGCGCGCAAAGGACGACGAGGAAGAGGCCGGAGAAGCUAUUCUCGACCCAAAGACCUCGCGCCGCAUAUUUGAGCUCGCGCGCGACCAGCAGGACGAAUUCGACGACAAAGAGCUGGACGACGAAGACGAGGACGAGGAUGAAGCCCAGCGGCGCUUCACCGCACCUCGCGGUCCUUCGUUUGAAGAUGAGGAUGACCUCGACCUCGACCAGUUUGAGAAUGAUGACGAAGAGGAAAUUGAUGAGAUUGAAGUUGAUGAAGAUGACAUGAGGGCCCUUGACGCUAUGCUCCCGCCCAAUAUCGGUGACCGGAGAACACUGGCUGACAUUAUCUUCUCGAAACUUGAAAACCUGGAAGCGGGGUCACCCGACGUCGCGCGCGACAAAGCUGCCGACCCAAAUCGUGCGCCAGAUCCGGCGGCCGGACUCGAUCCGAAAGUUGUGGAAGUGUAUUCAAAAGUCGGUCAAAUGCUGACCCGAUACAAAUCUGGCCCGCUUCCAAAGCCAUUCAAAAUCAUCCCUUCUCUGCCCCAGUGGGCCCGUAUUUUGUCGCUCACACACCCGGAAAACUGGUCACCACAAGCAUUGGUGCUGCUGGAUGCAAUACGUGAAGAUAUUCGGCUCACGCGGGAAGGCGCGCGCAAAAACAAGAACCAUCGGAAGCUCAAUGUGCACUUCUACGAGAGUCUCAAACGCUCAAUGUACAAGCCUGGCGCGGUGUUCAAGGGGAUCGUGUUCCCGCUCUUGAGCACUGGUUGUACAUUACAAGAGGCUGCCAUUGUCGCGUCGGUUCUCGCGAAAGUAAAAAUCCCGCUCGGCCACUCGGCGGCCGCUCUCAUGCGACUCGCUAAUAUGGACUACUCGGGCGCCAACUCGUUGUUCAUUCGGGUGCUUCUCGACAAGAAACAUGCGCUGCCGUACAAAGUCGUGGACGCACUUAUCUUCCACUUCAUCCGUCUCUCUAACACGUACAAAGCCCGGAAAGCGGGUGACGCGGAGAAGCUCCCCGUGCUUUGGCAUCAGAGCCUCCUCGUGUUCUGCCAAAGAUACGCAGCAGAUUUGACACCGGACCAGAAGGACGCCCUGCUGGAUGUCAUACGUGUGAACCCACAUCCUCAAAUCAGUGCGGAGGUUCGCAGAGAGCUUGUCAACUCUGUCGAGCGAGGGGCUCCGAGACCUGAUGCAGACGGGGACGUCUCUAUGGCAUAA
Messenger RNA from Epithele typhae, 1329 nucleotides. Its product is annotated as cell adhesion protein byn-1. The transcript is spliced from 9 exons. The coding region runs from base 1 to 1329 and encodes 442 amino acids. The record is from RefSeq and is a predicted model, not a curated record. Gene Ontology annotation, cellular component: preribosome, small subunit precursor; nucleolus; cytoplasm. Gene Ontology annotation, molecular function: snoRNA binding. NCBI's taxonomy places the organism in Eukaryota, Fungi, Basidiomycota, Agaricomycetes, Polyporales, Epitheliaceae. Gene Ontology annotation, biological process: rRNA processing.